Molecule: messenger RNA, 1134 nt
Organism: Lathyrus oleraceus (garden pea)
Lineage: Eukaryota; Viridiplantae; Streptophyta; Magnoliopsida; Fabales; Fabaceae
Exons: 2
Coding region: 262-819 (185 amino acids)
Source: RefSeq, a predicted model, not a curated record
UUUUCUUGGACUAAAAAACAUGUUCCUUGAAUAUACACACAACAGUCACAUUUUUCAACAAAAUUACACUUAGCACACAAAAACAAGCACCUUAACUAGAACUUUUGUUCUUUAGCUUCAAACAAGAAAAAGGCAAACAUGACCGAAUGGACCAACAUUUUCUGUCAUAGGAGCUUCUCCUAAUCUCUUCUCCAUUGCCACCUUGUCUUUUUCUCUAUAUGACACCAAACCAAAAACAUAUCCAAAAGCUAAAAACUAGUAAUGGAUUGUUGCGCGGAAGAGAAGAGCAUGAAAAUACCAAAGUUACCCCUAUUGAACACUCUACCAAUUAUCCAUUCACCAGAGAGAUCAGGAACAAAAACUCCUCCAUUUCAUAUCACAGUAUCAGUUCCAUUUGGUUGGGAAGAAGAGCCAGGAAAACCAAAACCUUGUACUGAUCUUGUCACAUUCUCAAAUCCAACAACUUUCAAGUGUUUGGAACUUCCUCCUAGGUUGUUGGUUGAUACAAAAGUUCCAUCCCUUACAACAGUCUUUGAUGGACCCUACAAAAAAGAUUGUAGUGGAACUGAAAAACUUGGGACUUUGAUUCUUAAGAAAGAAAUGGGGGUAAAGAAGAAAGGGUUGUUUCGUAAUUGGAGGAAAAAGGAUAUUAAGGUUAAAAAACAUGUAUUUUUGUCAUGUUCUAUUGAUAAGGAUAAAGAUAAUAUUAUUGGUGGCAUCAUAGGUAGUGACAAGAAUGUGAGGAUGAGGAAGAAGAUAAAAGAUUAUGCCAAGUCUUCUGUUUGGCAUGUUCUAUCUUGUUCAUGUGGGCUUGCAUAGCAAUCUUAAUGGACAGUUUUGUUCAUGCGUAAAGAAAUGGUCCCAUGAUGUUUGGCACUUGUUUUGAUUUUGCAGACAAAGAUGUGUGAGAGAUGGAAGCGUGUGGUUCAAUGGAAGAGUGAAAAAGUGAACAAGAAUCAGUGUUGGUGGUGUUAGAGGCUAUAGGAUUUUACCUAGGGCUAGGGUAACAUGGUCAUGUCAAAAUCAAUUACUAUCUGCAUGAUGAGUGAUGACCAUACAUAUGUACUGUGUUUUUCCUAAUUUGUCUUUGUUAUAUCUUUACGAAAUCAAAUAUCACAGGUCAUUCAGGGUCUA